AUGGGGCCCGACGGUGAAAGCGUGGCCCUGAGGAAUAUUCUCGUAGGCCUCAACUUGAUGCUUCUGGGAUCCGUUUUCAGACCGUUUGAGUGCCACCUGGAAGUGAUGACGGAGAGGGUCAGAAGACAGGCCGGUGACGAGGAAGGGGGCUUUGCGAAUACCACGCCACCCAUAAAAGAGCAACCCAUGGUCUUCAGCCACAUCUACAACAUUAACGUGCCUCUGGACAGCCUCUGUGCAACAUCUCUAGAGGCUUCGUCUGACCCAGAGGUGAGUUCAGAAGACGACCGGAUGACGGAAUACACGGAGCAGACCUCCGACUCGGAAAGCCAGGUCACCUUCACCCACAGGAUAAACCUCCCCAAACACACUUGCAAGUGUGCUGCCUCUUCCCGGGACAUCCAGGAGCUGCUGAGCAGGAUCGAGAUGCUGGAGAGAGAGGUGUCUGUACUCCGGGACCAGUGCAACCCCAGUUGCUGUCAAGAAAGCGCAGCCACAGGCCACCUGGAUUACGCCCCUCACUGCAGCGGGCAUGGCAACUUCAGCCUGGAGUCCUGCGGCUGCAUCUGCGACGAGGGCUGGGCCGGGAAGAACUGCUCCGAGCCCCUGUGCCCGCUGGGCUGCUCCAGCCGCGGCGUGUGCGUCGACGGCCAGUGCGUCUGCGACGGCGACUACAGCGGCGAGGGCUGUGCAGAGGCCCGCUGCCCCACGGACUGCAGCACCCGGGGGCUCUGCGUGGACGGGGAAUGCAUCUGCGAGGAGGGCUUCGCUGGGGAGGACUGCAGCGAGCUGCGCUGCCCCGAGGACUGCUCUGGGAAGGGCACCUGCGCCAACGGGACCUGCAUCUGCCAGGAGGGCUAUGUGGGGGAGGACUGCGGCCAACUGCAGUGCCUCAACGCCUGCAGCGGGCGCGGAUUCUGCCAGGAGGGGCUCUGCUCCUGCGAGGAGGGCUACCAGGGCCGGGACUGCUCUGCAGUUGCGCCACCGGACAGCCUGCGCGUGGCGGCGAUCCGCGACCGCUCGAUCGACCUCGAGUGGGAUGGCCCGCUGACCGUGACCGAGUACGUGAUCUCGUACCAGCCGGCCACGCCGGGGGGCCUGCAGCUGCAGCAGCGGGUGCCCGGGGACUGGAGCAGCGCCACCCUGCGGGAGCUGGAGCCGGGCCUGCCGUACAACAUCAGCAUCUACGCCGUGAUCAGCGAGGUGCUCAGCGCCCCCGUGGGAGUCAAGGUGGCUACGCAACUCUCCACUCCACAAGGGCUGCAGUUCAAAACAAUCACGGAGACCACCGUCGAAAUGCAGUGGGACCCCUUCUCCUUCUCGUUCGAUGGCUGGGAGAUCAGCUUUAUCCCCAAGGACAACGAAGGCGGCGUCAUUGCGCAGCUCCCCGGCAGCGUGACGACCUUCAAUCAGACGGGGCUGAAACCCGGGGAGGAAUACACCGUCAAUGUGGUGGCCCUCAAGGAGCAAGUACGGAGCCCGCCGGCCUCAGCCAGCGUCUCAACCCUGAUUGAUAGGCCUACACAGAUAUUGGUGCGUGACGUCUCUGACACAGUGGCCUUUGUGGAAUGGACUCCCCCGCGGGCCAAGGUGGACUAUAUUCUGCUGAAGUACGGCCUAGAGAAUGGAGAAGGGGGCGAGACCACCUUCCGGCUGCAGCCCCCUCUGAGCCAGUACUCCAUGCAGGCCCUGCGGCCUGGCUCUCGGUACGAAGUCUCCAUCACUGCUGUCCGUGGGACGGAUGAGAGUGACGCUGCAGUCACCCGCUUUCUAACAGAAAUUGAUGCGCCCAAGAACUCGCGUGUGGUCUCUCGGACAUCCGACAGCCUGGAACUCGAGUGGGACAACAGCGAAGCCGAGGUGGACACCUUCAAGGUGGUCUACAGCACGCUGGCUGGUGAGCAGUACCAUGAAGUUCUGGUGCCACGGAACGCAGGUGCCACAACCCGGACCACCCUCUCAGAUUUAGUACCAGGGACAGAAUACGGAGUGGGAAUCUCAGCUGUGAUGGAUGGCAAGCAAAGUGUUCCGGCGACCAGGAACGCCAGGACCGACCUCGACGGCCCGAGCAACCUCCUGGUGACGGCUUCCACAGAGACCUCCAUCUCGGUGGCCUGGACCAAGGCGAAAGGCCCCAUCGACCACUACCGAGUCACCUUCAUCCCCGCGUCAGGCAUGGCGUCGGAGGUGACCGUUCCCAAGGACAAGGCGGAGUUCACGCUGUCCGAGCUCGAGCCCGGCACAGAGUACACCAUCUCGGUCAUUGCAGAGAGAGGGCGCCAGCAGAGCCUGGAGAGCACGGUGGAUGCUUUCACAGGGUUCCGGCCAAUCACGCAGCUCCACUUUUCUCACGUGACGUCCUCCAGCGUGAACAUCACCUGGAGCGACCCCUCCCCGCCGGCCGAUCGGCUGAUCCUGAACUACAGCCCCAAGGACAAGGAGGAGAGCAAGCAGGUGGUGCUGGGCCCUUCCAGGAGGCAUGCUGCCUUGUCCGGCCUGCAGCCAUCCACGGAGUACAUCGUGUCCCUGGUGGCCGUGCACGGCCUGGUCAGCUCGGACCCCAUCGUCGGCUCCAUCACAACAGGGAUCGAUCCGCCAAGGAACCUGACCGUGGACAACGUGACUACAGAAUCUGUGGCCAUCCACUGGGCCCCUCCGGUUGCCUCCUUUGACCACUACAGACUAGCCUGGAGAUCGGCCCAAGGACGCGUGGACAGCAUCGUGGUUGCCAAAGGGGUCACGAAACACGCCCUCAGCCACUUGCAGCCUGCCACGGAGUAUGAGGUCACCUUGAAGAGUGUACGGGGCAGGGAGGAAAGCGAGCCCCUCUCGCGCAUCAUGUACACAGCCAUGGAUAACCCAGAAGGCUUGACUGCCACCAAUAUCACACCAACAGAAGCUCUGCUGGAGUGGGUGCCACCCAGGGGUGAGGUUGAGAAUUAUGUCAUCGUGCUCACACAUGACACAGUUGCGGGAGAGACCAUUUUGGUCGAUGGGGUCAACCAGGAGUACCAGCUGACGGAUCUGCUUCCAAGCACCAGCUAUGGAGUCACCAUGUACGCCACCAGUGGGCCCGUCACCAGCAGAACCAUCUACACCAACUUCUCCACGCUUUUGGAUCCUCCAUCCAAUCUGACAGCGAGCAAAGUGACACGGCGGAGCGCGCUUCUCUCGUGGCUGCCCCCUAUGGCCGAUAUUGAGAACUACAUCAUGACAUACCGGUCGCCCGAUGGAAGCCGCAAGGAGCUGAUUGUGGAUGCGGAAGACACCUGGAUCCGCCUUGAAGGGCUCUCGGAAAAUACGGAAUACACCGUGCGCCUGCAGGCAGCCCAGGACGCCAUGCGGAGCGGGUUCACCUCCACCACCUUCACGACAGGCGGCCGAGUGUUCAUGAAUCCCCAGGACUGUGCCCAGCACCUGAUGAAUGGAGACACGAUGAGCGGCGUUUACACCAUCAGCCUGAAUGGAGACCUCAGCCAGCGAGUGCAGGUGUACUGCGACAUGACCACGGACGGCGGAGGAUGGAUUGUGUUCCAGAGGAGGCAGAACGGGCUGACCGAUUUCUUCCGGAAGUGGGCAGACUAUCGUGUUGGCUUCGGAAACCUGGAGGAUGAGUUCUGGCUGGGGCUAGACAACAUGCAAAAGAUCACGUCCCAGGGCCGGUAUGAGCUGCGGAUAGACAUGCGGGACGGCCAGGAAGUGGCCUAUGCCUAUUAUGACAAAUUCUCCAUUGGAGACUCCCGAAGCCUCUACAAGCUCCGGAUAGGAGACUACAACGGCACAGCCGGGGAUUCCCUCACCUACCAUCAGGGGCGCCCCUUCUCCACCAAAGACAGAGACAACGACGUCGCCGUCACAAACUGCGCCAUGUCGUACAAAGGGGCUUGGUGGUAUAAGAAUUGCCACCGCACCAAUCUCAAUGGCAAGUACGGCGAGUCGCGACACAGCCAGGGUAUCAACUGGUACCACUGGAAAGGCCACGAGUUCUCCAUACCCUUUGUGGAAAUGAAGAUGCGACCCUAUAACCACCGCAACCCCUCGGGGAGGAAACGGCGGUCCGUGCAGCUGUGA
Messenger RNA from Varanus komodoensis (Komodo dragon), 4071 nucleotides. It is a transcript of the gene TNR, whose product is annotated as tenascin R. The transcript has 21 exons. Lineage: Eukaryota; Metazoa; Chordata; Lepidosauria; Squamata; Varanidae. Bases 1 to 4071 code for a protein of 1356 amino acids. The record is from RefSeq and is a predicted model, not a curated record. Gene Ontology annotation, molecular function: protein binding.